AUGAGAACUCUUGUUUUGAAGCUGGAUAAUUUGCUGCUAGCUCCUCCUCAAGUAUGCUCGUCCGUCAGUGUCCAACACGGGAUGAGCCUCCUUAAAAAUGAUGUCCAUAAGAUGUGCACCUACCUUGAUCAAUUGUCAGGGUUGGAGGACCCUCCCCUGACGGCCAAGUGCUGGAUGAAUGAGGCGCGCGACCUGUCAUACGACAUGGAGGAUUAUAUCGACAGUUUGUUAUUUGUGCAGCCUGCAGAUCCAUCCCUAGUUGCCAAUAACAUCAAGACCACGAGAUCACUCCUCAAAUUGUUCAGUCCUGUCAAGAAUCCCAAGAGGCUCCAGCAGCCCAACAAGAUUGCAGAAACAGUAUCAGAAUUCAGGAUGUAUGUUCAGGCGGCGAUUCAACGACACGAAGUAUAUGUUCUGUCAGAUUCCGCUCCAUGUUCCUCCAGCACCUUGAGGGGUAGAUUUGUGUCUGCAGGCCAUAUACUUCCAACACCUUAUGAAGAAACUGACGACAUAGUGAUAAAUGGCCCGAUGAACAAAUUUAUCAAUUCACUGGCUAAGGAUGGGGAAAAGAAUCUCAAGGUAGUAUCUGUUUUUGGAUCUGCCUGUCUUGGUAAAACUACACUUGCUAGAUUGUUGUACGACAGAUUUGGGAAGCAAUACAAUUGUCGAGCUUUCAUUCGGGUGUCAAAGAAAGCUGAUAUGAAGAGAAUUUUUCGAGACAUGCUCUCACAACUCAAGCGGCAGCAUCCCCGACAAGAUUGCGAGGACAUUGAACUCAUUUACUAUAUUACAGAAUAUCUACAACAUAGAAGGUAUUUAAUUGUUAUUGAUGAUAUAUGGGAUACAACAGUAUGGGAUAAUAUUAGCCAUGCUUUCCCAAAGGGCAGUCAUGGCAGCAGAAUAAUAACAACCACGCAGAUUGAAGAUGUUGCACUGACAUGUUGCUGUUAUCAGUCAGAGUAUGUGUUUGAGAUGAAAAGCAUGGAUGAUGAUCAAUCAAGAAAACUAUUCUUUAACAGACUAUUUGGCUCUGAAAGUUCAUGUCCUCCACAGUUGAAAGAGACUUCAAACGAAAUAGUUGAAAUGUGUGGUGGUUUGCCGCUAGCAACAAUCAGCAUAGCUAGUCUUUUAGCAAGCCAGCCUGUCAUGUCAGUUGAUCAAUUGACAUACAUCCGUGAGUCGUUAAGCCCCUGUAUCUCGGCAUGUUCUACUUCAGAGAGAACGAGACAAGCACUGAAUCUGAGCUUCAAUAAUCUUCCUGAUUACUUGAAGACAUGUUUGUUGUAUCUUAGUAUUUAUCCAGAGGGCUACACAUUCUGCAAGGAUGAUUUAGUGAAGCAAUGGGUGGCUGAAGGUCUCAUCGAUUCAAUGGAAAUGCAAGAUACGGAGAAAGUUGCAGAAAACUAUCUCCAUCAACUUAUUGAUAGAAGAUUCAUCCAGCCUGUACGUACCAACUACAAUAAUGAAGUGUUGUCGUGUGCAGUUCAUGACACAGUACAUGGUCUUAUUGCACACAAGUCUGCAGAACAGAAUUUCAUUGUUGCAAUAGACAACAACGAAAAGAACCCGGCUCUCUCCCAUAAGGCCCGUCGACUAUGUCUCCUUUCUCGUUAUGCAUCAUAUGGCAAGACACCAACAAACAUCAUGAAAUCACAAGUUCGGUCACUUAGAUUUGUUGGAUUAUCCGACUGUAUGCCCUGUAUUCAAGAGUUCAAGUUACUUCGCGUUCUAAACCUUGAAAUCACCUAUAAUCACGGCCCCAGUGAUCCUGUUGACCUCACCGGGAUGUCUGAACUGUAUCAACUGAAAUAUUUGAAGAUUGCAUGUGAUGUCUCCAUAAAACUGCCAAACCAUGGGCUACAAUGUUUAGAAACACUGGAUAUAAAGGAUGCAGUAGACACCUAUUUUGGAGGAGGUUGUAUCCUCCAUCUCCCACACUUGUUACACGCCAGUCUUCCUUUUAAGAAUAGUCAUAUGCGUAGUAUGGGCAAUAUGGCCAAGUUUGGGAAUGCCAGGUAUGUUGAGGAUUUACGUCUUACCAGUUAUUCUAGAGAUUACAUCGAUCUGGAGGGCCUUGUAGAAGCUCUGGGUUUCUUAAUUGGAGAAUAUCGCAACCUGAGAACUGUGGUAGUUUCUCAUUGCUCCAUGGUGACAAAUUAUGUGGUUUGUGGUGAUAUCAAUUAUUGGGAUAACAUGGAACCUCCCCCCCUUCUCCAGAGAUUUGAAUGGUCAUCCCCCAGUGGCAUGUUCUUGGACCGAAUUCCUAGGUGGUUUAAAGAACUAAAACACCUGUCCAUUUUGAAGAUUGCAGUGAGGAUACUAGAGACGGAUUGUGUGGAUGUUCUUAGAGGAUUGCAUGUCCUCACUGCUCUGUCCCUGUGUGUUCUGAAGUCACCCGCUUACAAGAUCAUAUUUGACAAGGCCGGGUUCUCAGAUCUCAAAUACUUCAAGUUGAAGUGCAUCAGUGGUAUAGCUCUGCUGAAAUUUGAGGCAGAUGCGAUGCCUAAUAUCUGUAAGAUCAAGCUAGUUUUCAAUGCCAGCCCCCAAAUGGACCAAUGUAAACGUGGUGCUGCGAUUAUCAUCAUCGAUCAUAUGCCAAGACUUAAAGAGGUCUCCGUAAAAUUUGGAGGUACAGCUUCUGAUGUAGAGUAUGCUGUGAGGACCUUCGUUAAUAAUCAUCCGAGCAAUCCCAAAAUAAGCAUGCAACAGGUGGAAUAUAGUUCAUGUGACGAGGAAAACACAAAGCAGAAACGACAACCAGAUGAGAUUAAGGAGGAAGAACGGGAUGCAUCAUGGAAGCAACAACCGGAUAAUAUUGUGGAGGAUGAACCUGAUGAAUCAUACAAACAACCACCAGAUAAGAUCAGCGAGGGAAAACCAGAUAAAUAUAAAAAGACACUGGAGAUACCAGCUGAUAAAAGGUCCCCAGAGUCUCUGCGUGCUUUCACCUUGGGUGAGCUCAUAUCUGCCACCAGCAACUUUUCGCAGCAAAACCGCCUCAGGAAACACAACUUCGAUGGCAGUAGCACCUACAAGGGGACCGUCGACGGCAAGGUCAUGGUCACCAUCAAAAAAUUCCCCCGCGGCGAGGAGCUGCCGGAGUUGGAGAAUCUUUGGACGACACAACAUCCUCAUGUGGUGAGGCUGCUGGGCUACUGCAACGAAGGCGGGCACGCGAUGCUUGUCUACGAGUACAUACCCAGGGGCAACCUCGCAGACAGUAAGCAUGCAUCCAUGGUGAUUCGGAUUGAAUUGACUAAUCUGAUUCGGUCGUUACCUUGGUUAACACGGCUCAAGAUAGCCAUCGGAGCAGCUAAAGGUUUGGCGUUUCUGCAUGAGUCAGCCAACUGCAAUAUCAUCGGUUUCAAUGCUUCGAGCAUUCUGCUUGGCUCGGAUUACACGGCGAAGAUACAGGGUUUUUACAGGCGUGUGUAUAGUGAGGUGGGAGCGUGCAGUAACGUGUUCGACUUCGGAUUGGUGCUGCACUGUAUGAUGGACCCAAGACUGGAGGGUCAAUACUCGUUUUCGGCAGCAUGGAGCGCUGUGAUGAUCGCGUGCCGGUGCAUGGAUAGCGAGUUAGUGAAUCGGCGAAAGGUGCGCAUGAGUGGAGUCGUGGGCGCCCUUGAGCCACUGCUCAGCGAUCACAGUAUCGGCGGGCCUGUGCGAGUAAGUGGCAAGCGACAGUCAAAGAAAUCUAAUAUGUUGGGAUGCUUUGCCAUUGUCACUAGAAAAGAUGGUGGAAUUAAGGAUGAAGAGGACAUGAAACUAACCAGACAGCUGGCAGGUGAGGCAAUAAAAGAGGGAGGCAAUACUAGGUUUCUGGAAGAAGAAUCAGACGAGGAGUUCUUUGACGGAUACAAUUAUAGAAACAGCUGGCGAGUGGGGCAGUAA
This is a messenger RNA of Triticum aestivum (bread wheat), 3891 nucleotides long. RefSeq names its product disease resistance protein RGA5-like. Bases 1 to 3891 code for a protein of 1296 amino acids. NCBI's taxonomy places the organism in Eukaryota, Viridiplantae, Streptophyta, Magnoliopsida, Poales, Poaceae. The transcript is spliced from 7 exons. Gene Ontology annotation, biological process: protein phosphorylation; defense response to other organism. Gene Ontology annotation, molecular function: ADP binding; protein kinase activity; ATP binding. The record is from RefSeq and is a predicted model, not a curated record.